Giardia duodenalis is the source of this 738-nucleotide messenger RNA. RefSeq lists its product as uncharacterized. Lineage: Eukaryota; Fornicata; Diplomonadida; Hexamitidae. Bases 1 to 738 code for a protein of 245 amino acids. The record is from RefSeq and is a predicted model, not a curated record. The transcript has a single exon.
AUGCCUCAGACCCCAGAGCUCAUAAUAGAAGAAAUUGACAUAGAGCGAGAGUACAAAGACGAGAUAACGUCACUGCAGUCUGCCCUUGACCUGGAACGACGCACAAACGCACGUCUACUACAACGCAUCGCAGAGCUCGAAAACGAGCUUCUGAUGGCCCGGUUGCCAAAGGCAUGUGAGCAGUGCAAGAUUUACUGUCAACUCCUUGAUGAGCUACAGAAGAAGUCUGAGCGGCGCGACCAGGAGCUUGCUGCAGAGGCCUCGCAGCAUCCAGUUCCAAGCGGGCCUGCACGCGCAGUGUACAGUGCUAUUCAGCCGCUCCCAGCUCACGCAAUAACAUGCGAAGAGAUAGAGCCACUUCUCUUGACUCUUAGCAAGCAAAGCCCUCGCAACCAGAUACACGGAUCAGGCGGCACUCCUCGUCGGCAAACCCCUAGAAACAGGCGCUCUCCACGGUCUCGGUCGGGAUCAGCCACCAGGACCAGAACACCAAAGUCCCGAUCAGGGUCUACAAAGAUUGGGCCUCGAAGCGGUAGCACUCAAGGAGGUUCGGAGCAAAAUAAAAGCAAGCGGUCACCAGGCAACAAAAGAAGCUCACAGGGAAUGCGGAGCGCCAAAAUAGUUUCGCAGAUACCAGAUCACCCCUCAGGAAAGAAACGCAGCACCUCCAAGCCUUCCAACCCACGCAACUCCCAAUCCAGCGUAGCAGGAGCACGGCCGGUUAGAUUUGGAUUCUAG